Molecule: messenger RNA, 2783 nt
Organism: Thunnus maccoyii (southern bluefin tuna)
Lineage: Eukaryota; Metazoa; Chordata; Actinopteri; Scombriformes; Scombridae
Product: CLK4-associating serine/arginine rich protein
Exons: 21
Coding region: 161-2098 (645 amino acids)
Source: RefSeq, a predicted model, not a curated record
AGAAGAAGUCGACAAAGAAGAACAAGAAUAGACAAGCGAAGAAGAAGGCGUACGCUAUAUCGUAUCGCCUUUAGCUGAUCGAUAACAAUCCCAGUGUGUGUUGGCGUUCAGUAAAACAGCAGCCGUGCCCCGUCGCGCCCCCACCCCCAGCGGAGCCGUCAUGUGGCAGGAGGCCCGCAAACACGAGCGCAAGCUCCGUGGCAUGAUGGUAGACUACAAGCGCCGAGGCGAGCGUCGGCGAGAGUACUACGAGAAGAUAAAAAAAGAUCCAGCUCAGUUUCUUCAGGUUCACGGACGAGCCUACAAGAUCCACCUGGAUCCUGCCGUGGCUCUGGCUGCAGAGAGUCCCAUCAACAUGAUGCCAUGGCAAGGAGAUGCCAACAACAUGAUCGACAGGUUUGAUGUAAGGGCUCACCUGGACUACAUCCCCACCUACACCCCUCCACUGCUCAGCACAUCAACCCCAGAGCAGGAGAUGGAGGAGAGGAAGUGCAAUUAUGAGCGCUACAGAGGCCUUGUACAGAACGACUUUGCCAACAUCUCCGAGGAGCAGUGUUUAUACCAGAUCUACCUGGAUGAGCUGUACGGUGGCCUGCAGAAACCAAAUGAGGAAGAGAAGAAAAAGCUGGCUGAGAAAAAGGCCACUAUUGGUUACACCUAUGAAGACAGCACUGUGACAGAGCCCGAACCCCAGUCGGACAAAGAGGAUGAAGACAAUUCAGAGAACAGUGAAUCCGAAGAGGAUGAAGGCAUCCCAGAUAUUGAUGUGGAGGUUGAUGUCGACGAGCUGAACCAGGAACAGGUGUUGGAUCUCAACAAAAUGGCGACACCAUAUGGAAUGGCUGAAGGAGACUUUGUCAGGAUGUUGAGGAAGGACAAGGAGGAAGUGGAGGCCAUCAAACAUGCCAAGGCUCUGGAGGCAGAAAAGGCCAUGUACUCUGGCCGCCGUUCUCGCAGGCAAAGGAGAGAGUUCAGAGAGAAGAGACUAAAAGGAAGACAGAUCAGCCCACCCAGCUAUGCAAGGAGAGACAGCCCAACAUAUGAUCCCUAUAAACGACCAGAGUCAGAGUCCAGCUCUGAGUCGCGGUCACGGUCUCGGUCUCCAGGUCCAGAGAAGAUCACCUUCAUCACCAGCUUCGGAGGCAGCGAUGACGAAUCCGCAGCAGCAGCACAAGCCGCCGCCCCUCACUCUGGCCACGCCCCCUCCAACUUGCAGCACCCUGCAGGUCAUAGCAGGGGCUCCCGGAGACGAAGGUCCUCCUCCAGCCGUUCCCCUUCCUCUUCCUCCCGCUCCUCCUCUCGCUCCUCCUCUCGCUCCUCCUCCCGUUCGCACCGUGCCCGGCGAGGACGCGGGGGAAGGGAUGGGCGUCGUUCCCGGACCCGUUCGCGGUCGAGACGGCGCUCCAGAUCUCACUCCAGGGGCAGAGGAGGGAACGGAGGGGCCACAUCCUGGAGGAGACGUGAGCGGUCGCGGUCGAACGACAGAGACAGAGAGCGAGAGAGAGACAGAGACAGGGAUAGGCGACGAUACUCCGCACGAAGACGAACGAGAUCCCGUUCCAGCUCGCGGCAGGGGGGCAGUUCGAGGCGAGGGGGGCGGAGCAGUGGAGGACACCGGCGGGGAGACAGCGGCAGCCGCAGUCCCUCUCAGUCUCCCAGCCGGCUCAACCACAGUCCCUCGCCUGCUCACAGAGGAGCCCAGCCCUCAACCACCACCGUCUGUGACAAGCUAAGAAAGCCUGAUACUGCGGGUGGUAAAGAGACGGGAGCUGCCAAACCCAAGAUGACCCCUCAGGAGCGGCUGAAGAUCCGCAUGCAGAAGGCACUCAACAAGCAGUCCAAGGCGGAUAAGAAAGCCGCCCAGGUGAAGAUCCAGCAGCAGGAACACAAACGACAGGAGCGAGAGGGAGAACUACGAGCCAUGGCACGCAAGAUUCGCAUGAAGGAGCGCGAGCGCCGUGAGAAAGAGAGGGAUGAAUGGGAGAGACAGUACGGGCGGCAGAGCCACUCACCUUCUCCUUCCAAAUAUGGCCGAGAAUCCAGCUCAUACAGAAGGAGGUCACGGUCUCGAUCGCGGAGUCCAUACUACCGAUACUAAGCUGACGUGUGGAAAACAUCCUACAGCAUCCCGAUGCACACGCACAUACUUUCCAACAAUAAAGCUAAAAGUGAAAGAGACAGAUUGAGUGAAUGUCGGUUAAUAACCGACACAUGUAAACCUGAACACGUAUGUUCUCUGGUACUGUACAUUGAUUGUGAUACUUAAGUUUCACUAACUACGCAGCUGAUUGGUUCAGCCGAGCUAAGAAUGAGUUUUCAUUUUGGAUUCAUCUUGUAAAGAUACUACAGGUUAUUAAAUUGGUUUCUUCACUUCUGCAUGCUCCUUUUUUUUCCUUUUCUGCCUGAACUCAUCUUCUUAAUGUAGACUGAUAUUUCAAAGUGUAUGAAACUAAGCAAUACUUUUGACUUUUUCCUUACAUCUUCCUCGUUUCAUGAUGUUCUCAUCCACCGUUUUACUUUUCUCUAACAAGAAAUACUAAAAGACAGUUUUAAACUGGGAACUGAUGCACAGGAUAUUUCUACACAUCCUUUUGAAACCAGUAUAUGAAAGCUGGUGAAAUCAAAGUUUGUGCAUUAAUUAACACUUAAGACUGCUUUUUUUUUUUUUUUUUUUUAAAAAGGUCUCCCCUCAGCCAAUGAAUAAACCACAGCAAAUAACUUUUUUUUUUUUGUUCUCAAAAAUGUGGAAUGUUUAAGUCCAAAUAAAAGUGAUUUUGAAAUGA